Molecule: messenger RNA, 2444 nt
Organism: Cuscuta epithymum
Lineage: Eukaryota; Viridiplantae; Streptophyta; Magnoliopsida; Solanales; Convolvulaceae
Source: the annotation of a GenBank genome assembly
UCCGAAUUGGUUUAGAUCAAUAUGGUAAGUGUAUGGUCCCUUAAGCAUCUCCAAUGGUACAAUGUGCACGGUGUAGACGUGGCAUGAGAGAUAACCACAUAAAUAUUAGUAGAUAAAUUCUUUCUCUCCUUAUUUGAAUGAUUUUAUACAUUUUUGGUAAGUUUUUCUCCGCAAUGUCAUGGAGAUCGUCUAGAUAUUGACAUUGCAGUUGACAUUGCAGGGAAAAACUUACCAAAAUUGUAUAAAAUUAUUCAAAUAAGGAGAGACAAUUUAUUUGCUAAUAUUUAUGUGGCUAUCACUCAUACCACAUGUGCACCGUGCACAUUUUAGCAUUGAAGAUGCUCUUAGUAUCUUGCAACUAUCGUCGAAGUCUAGUUUGAUGACUCUUGAUCUGCUAAAUUCUAACCAGGUUUAAUGUGAUAUGUUUAAAUUUGGUCUGAAAUAAGUUUUCAUAAAAACACAUCGAUAACAAAUUUAAAAUUUAAAAUCGGAUGCAUAUUUCUUUUAUUUAAAGAAUACAAAUACGAAUCAAAACCAAAUAGGGGUUUUCUUUCCGGCCGAAUCGCUCGUGUCCGGCAUCUUUUUCCGGCCGACUCGCUCGUGUCCGGCAUCUUUUUUCCGGCCGACUCGCUCGUGUCCGACGUCUUUUCCGGCCGACUCGCUCGUGUACGACGUCUUUUCCGGCCGACUCGCUCGUGUCCGGUGUCUUGGUUGAGCUUUGCUUAUGCAAAAUCGAUUGGUGGUUUAUUUGUUUGACUUGAGGUAGGUUUUCUUCGGUCUGUGUGUGAGCUUGGGUUCUGAUUUGGCAGGAAAGGAUUGGAUCUAGAUUCAGGGGAGUGUUUGUGGUUUUGUGCAUUCCAGAGGCUAGGGCGGGUGGCUUGUUUGAGGCCUCUUGUGUUGCUUCGUAUACUUUCCAAGGAUAGAUCCCCAGAAGGUGUUAUCCUUUUGACUAGUAUUAUUAUGAGCAUUUUGAGUUGGAACUGUAGAGGUUUGGGCAAUUUGGCAACAAUUCAAGGCGUGGCGGAUAUUGUGCAAAGCCAUUGUCCGUCAAUAUUGUUCUUGAUGGAGACAAAAGUGCGAUGUCAACGAGCGAAGGACAUCCUACGAUCGCAAGGCUAUUUUUACAGUUGUGGUGCGGAUAGUGUAGGCCAAAGCGGGGGAUAGUGUUGGGAUGGAAUGAUGAUUCAGAGGUCACUGUGAAUGAUGUGCAGGCCACAUAUGUAGACGUUUUGGUUAAGCUUGCGCCGAAUGAGGGGACGUGGAGACUUACGUGCUUCUACGGAUUUCCGGAAACAAUUAGAAGACGGGAGUCAUGGGCGCUCCUCCGGGACUUGGCAGACAUGCAGCAAGGGCCUUUGAUGGUUAUCGGGGAUUUUAACGACAUUUUAUAUGAUUCGGAGAAGAAAGGAUGUAUACCGCACCCGAGAUGGAGAUUACGUGGCUUCCGGGAUUGUGUUGAGGAGUGUGGAUUAAGGGAUUUCCUGUUCAUGGGAUACCAAUGGACGUGGGAAAGAGGGAAAGGUACGUUGCACUGUGUCGAGGAAAAAUUAGACCGUAUCCUGGUCAAUGAUGAAUGGUGGAAUAGAUUCAUGGCAGCCCAAGCUACCUCGGUGGAGGCACCGAUAAGUGACCAUAUGGCGUUGUGUAUUUCUGUUGUGCCUACGACUCAUGGGAGAAGGAAAAAGAAAUUUAAAUUUGAAAAUAAUUGGCUGAGAGAAGAAGAGUGUAGGACAGUUGUUGCUAGUAGCUGGGGAGCGAGUACUAAUUUAACGGUGCCCGAAAACAUUUAUUUUUGUGGGAAAGAAUUGUUGCGGUGGGAGGCAGGGAAGAAGAGGGGAUUUCGACAUCAAAUCAUGGCAUGCAAGCGUAGACUAGCUUGGCUUCGAGGUUGAGAGGACCGACAUAGUACGGCUAAAUUCAUUAGACUGCGAGCCACUCUUUGUACUCUUAUGGAGAAGGAGAACUUGUACUGGAAACAAAGGGCUAAAGAAUUCUGGCUGAAAGAAGGGGACAUCAAUUCCCGUUUUUUUCAUAAUGCGGUGAAGCAGAGGCGGAGGAAAAAUAAAAUAAUGGGGCUAAAAACGUGUUGGUCCCGGUUAACGAGGUAAUAGUCUAGAGGGGGGGGGUGAAUAGACUAUUAUGGUUUUUAAGUUUUUCAAGUUAAGUCUUAAUUAUAACAGAGAGUCUGUUCUGUCUAGAACAGACUGGCAGCGGAUGGUCUAAGUAUAGGUGUUCUGUCGGGUUAGCCUCACAGAGGAGUAAAGGCACUUGGCCUUCUAUUAACUCACAAGAGGUGUUCUGCCGAACACAGAUACCACUUCUUUGGAGUUAAUCAGUUUGCAAGUAAUAAAAGCAGUAAGUAAAUGAGACCAGGGAUUUUUAUAGUGGUUCAAGGAACAACUCGUUCCUCUAAUCCACUGUUCCACUAAGCUUGUAAAACAACG